Molecule: messenger RNA, 4740 nt
Organism: Plasmodium inui San Antonio 1
Lineage: Eukaryota; Apicomplexa; Aconoidasida; Haemosporida; Plasmodiidae
Exons: 1
Source: RefSeq, a predicted model, not a curated record
AAGGAAAACGAGAACAAGGACAGCAACAAGGACAAGAACAAGGGCAGCAGCAAAAACAAUAAUAAGAAAAAGAACAACGUGAAAAGCGAAAAGGCGUCGGUGAACCAUGCGGAAGAGAACUCCUACCUUGACGAUUAUUCCCUGGACGCCAGGAAAAGUGCCCUGGAAGAGAGGGAAAGGAGAAUGCAUCUCAAGGAGAGUUAUAUUAAGCAAAUGAGACUACCCACCUAUGUAGACGAUGAGUCCAUCCUCUUUGUUAACAAUCCCAAUUACGUCAUGGUGUUGCUUUUCCUAACAGUGUACAAAGAUAUCCUCAAGAUGACAUGGAAUUUCAAAGACAUCGAUGAGAUGUUUCAGAAUAAAGAGACCACCGAAUUUGGCAGGACGUUCAUCCUCAAAUUAUUUUUUUUUCUAGGAAGGUAUUUUAACUCUAAGUCGAUAUUUAUGUACAAAUAUAUUUCUCGCAUUUUUGAGGAUAAGCAGGAGUCCCUGAUGAGAGUCGUAAACUUCAAUGAGCUUUUCCCUGUGAUGGAGGGGAGAAGAGACAGGAAGAACAAAUCGGGAGCUGGUGGCGGCACGUCGGGUGGGGGCAGCAGUUCCAAGAAGAAGAAGAAUGACAAGAAGAAGCAAGCCAAGGCGCAGGAGGAUAUCAAGGCGGAGGAGCUCUUAGACGAGGUGAACGAGGAGAUGAAUGAAGAUGCGAAUGACGACGUGAAUGAGGACUUGAAUGAGGACGGGAACGAGUUCGACGAGGAGGAGCCCGAUGGGGAGGACGACGAAAAUGACAGUGAGAAUGAGAAGGAGAACCACUUGGACGAAGCGAUCGACGGGGACGACGCCGAGGACUCAUCCGAGGCACAGGGCCGUUACCCCCCUUCGGAUGAAGCGAAAGACGCAAGUGACGCGGAUGACGCCGGUGACGCGCGUAAGAAAUCGAGCAGUCACGGCAAAGCGGAGAAGUCUCACAGGGACAGGAGCCCCCAAACGGGGGAGCCCCAAGGAGAGGACGAAUCCUCGUUGGGCGACGCAGACGACGGUGCUAAGAGGAAAGGCUCAGGAGCAGACAGAGAACGUAGAAGGACCAGAUCGAGCGAAGGGGAAGCUCUCCAGGCGGAGAAGAGCGACACCACGGAAGCGGUUGAGGCGAUGCAAAAGGCAUUUAUCGUAAGAACGACGCGACACGGAGCGAUCACUAGAAAGGCCACCUCUGCGGCGGAGAAUUCUACUAACAGUAGUAAUACUCUCGGGGGGACGGCGAACAACGAAAAUGGUCAGCUCAUGGACGGAGUGAAGAACGAAGACCUGCAAGAUAACAAACGAUUGAGCAAAAAGCUGUUUCUCGAGUGGGACGACCUCACCGUGAUCUCAAAAUUGAGGAUCAUUAGAAUGCUUCUCAAUUUAGUCCUAUGCGAAAGUAAUAACUUAAAGAAAAUGUUGACGGAGGAAAAAAUAAACUACAACAAUGGAUACCUCGGGAAGGUAAACAAUGACAAAUAUUGGCUCAUCGUAAAUGACACCAUUGACAUCGAAUUUAAGUUGUACGUGGAGAAGGAGGAGAAAGGGACUUUCGAGUUCCUUUGUGAUGAUGAUAAUGUCUUGUACAACAUAGGAUAUAAUCUGUUGAAAGAUACCCAAACGAAGGUAAUGGGGGAGACCAUCAUCGAGAGGUAUAAUAAAAUAUGCAGGGAAAGAAGAAACAGAAGUCGAAUUCUGAAGCAGCAGAAGAAGCUCUGUUCUGACCUUAAUCUGGACGGUGGUUCGUUGAUACUAUCAAAGAAGAGGCAGCAUAAGCAGGUAGAAGACUUCAACUUGGACAAUGAUAAGAUGAGAAAGAAAAAGAAUGAAGGUGGUGGUAGCAUGUACGGAGGGGGAGGUAGUAGCUAUGCCUCUGGUGUUAAUGCCAACAAUCCGUAUGCUAUACAGAAAAUUAACUACCAGAAGAAUGAUCGUUCGUUUAGGUUGGCGGCGAGGAAUGCUCAGAAGGGUAGCGGCUUCGUGGGAGAGUUGGACGGAAUGGACAAUCAGGCAUACCUGCAGAGUGGAAGUGGUCUUGUUGGUAUGGCUUCCUCUAUUGGCAAGGGUGGAAUUGGGGAGGCUUCUCUCAACAAAAGUGUCGGUGGGACGGCCGUAGGGGGAGUACUAUUAGCAGCUGGGGGGGUAGCUGCCGGGGCGGUUGGCGGAGCAAUAGGCGCGCUGAAGAAUCUCCACGGUCCGAACGCAGGUGCGAUGGGCACGGGAAGUAUCGUGAAAGUCCCUCAGAAGAGAGGCCGCAAGAAAAAAUCGGAGAAAAAGAAGAGAGGACGAAAGAAAAAGAUUCUCACAGAAGAGGGAGCACUCGUAGGAGGGGCAUCUCCUUCAUGCGCUGUUGGAUCCAUAGCCGGGUUUGUCUACCACCCGAAUAAUCCCCUUUCAGCAGUAACGCAGGGCAACGAAGCGAAGAAAGCUACGGGCACCUCCACCAGGGUAAGAAAAACGCCCUACACUAAGAGAGCCACCAAACCAGCUGUUUCUAUUAAGUACGGAACUAGAAGCCACUCCAUAAUUAAACCUAGAGGUGAUACGAUCCAUUACAGCGACUUUUCUAUGAAUCAUGGAGUAAAUCAUGAAUCUCUCUACAAUAACGGUACUAUGGAUGCAAAGUAUUUUAAUCCUACUAUGCACGUUAACAGUUUUAUUAGCCCUAAUAUGAACACCCCCUUUGGCAUGCAGACUAAUAUGCUUAACAUGAGGGGGACCAAAAUGGAUGGCAGCCCCCCCGGGAAUUACAACUUCCACUACAUGUACAAUCCGCAGCCGUAUGGGCAAUAUUAUAUGUACAUGUUGAACAAUGCCGCCGCUGGGGGGAUGUACGGUCAAAAUGGCGGUGCGCCACCGGGGAGCGGUGUUAGCGGGGUGAGCGGCGGUACUGGCAAGGAGAUCAAGAGCGAGGGGGGGUCCGCGGCAAAUGGGACACCCAUAAGCACAGGAAGCAUCAUCAAUAGCAGCGCCAUGGGUCCCGGUGGCAAUGCCGGAACGAAGGGUCCCCUGAGUGGCAACACCCAGGAGGGCGAAGGGCCCAAUGAGAUGAGUGGAACCGGGAUGCCGGGUUCGUCCAUGACGAGUCCUAUGGCGACCCCUAUCGCGACGCCGAUUUCUGGCCCCAUUAAUAUGAUGAACACGGUAAGCGGCGCGGACGGGGGGGUGAGCAGCGGCAUGAGCGGCGGAAUGAACAGCGGGAUGAACAGCGGGAUGAACAGCGGGAUGAACAGCGGGAUGAACAGCGGGAUGAACAGCGGGAUGAACAGCGGGAUGAACAGCGGGAUGAAUUACCUGGACCCUAUGAACAAGUACCCGCCGUACAUGCUAAACAGAAACGCAAUGAAUAACAUGCCAUCCAACUCUAUGUAUAAUAACAUGUACAAUUUGAAGUUCCCCUAUAUGAAUAACGACAUGAUGAACUAUAAUUACAAUUUGGGAAAUUUCCAAAAUAUGAGUUACGAUAAAAUGAACAAGGCAGGGGGGGGAGCAACAGCGCCAGGAGGAGCGGGACCACCAACAGGAGCAAACGGGGCAACUGGAGCAUCAGGACCACCAACAGGAGGCGGCGGAGCAGGGAUCGGAUCCGUAGCAGGGGUGUUCAAGAGGUAUCCCAAUUUCCUGGGUGGAGGUUUAGCACCCCCCUACAGCAAUAUGAACAGCCCCUAUGGUAACUUCAACGCGUACAAUAUUGGUUAUCCGAGGAAUGAAGCGUAUGACUCGAUCCCCCCAGGGGGGGCGGGAGCAGCGACAGGAGGGGCUGUGACACCAGGGGCUGACCCCCUUAAGAGCAAAUUGCCGAAUCUAAACGCCAGCGAGAGUAGUACCAAUGUGACAGGGGCCACUACCGGAACGGUCGGUUCCUCAGCUGCAGGGUUAAGCGGUUACCACGUGACCAAUGUGAGAAGCCGAAUUGGUAACAGUGACAUCAUGCAGAGCGUGGCGCUAGCACAGGAGAAGCCAACACACUUCGUCUCAUCAGCGGCCCCGUCUGGUGUUAAUUCCGCACCGGGGGAGGCAAAUCAGAAGGAAGAGACAAAUCGAAUUGAAAACGUAAUGAACUAUAUGAUGAUGCCCUCAGGAAGUAGCACAGAUAUGAGUCAUGGUACCAAUGCAAAGAAUACCACUUCAAUGGCUACCUUACAAAACAACGUUGUUCAGAAUGGCCUCAACAGUUCAGGCAUAUUAUCAGGAGGGGAUAUGUCCGCUCCCGGCUGCGGCGCUAACGGAAGGGAUACAUCACCUAUGAUGGCGAUGCCGUAUGGUGGUGUCCGAUUGGAAAAUUCAGGCAUGAAUAAUCACCCGAUUAACCACCACUCCCACGCGCAUCAUCAGCAUAAUCCGCCUAAUUCGCAUCCUCCGCAUCAGCAGCAGCCCCUUUACCCCGGUGGAGCUCCCGUGGAAGGAGGCAUAAAUCUGAAUGUAAGUGGCCCAAGCGGAAAUAACUACCCGCCCAUGCAUUACGGAAGCGCAAACAACCAGAGCUGUAGCUUACCAAACACCGCGGGGCAAAUCUCCUUGAGUAGUGUUAACAAUAACUUCGCAAUGGAUGGAGGCAGUUUCGUCGUACCCAGUGGAAGUGCAGAGACGUAUGGGAACAAAGAAGCGAUGCAGGGGCUGCCAUUCAACGAGCAGGUGGGUUUUGGUGGCACGAAUGAGACGACAAACGUGGGAGGAACAGGCGCACCGAUGACUGGGGCGAACGAGGGGAAUUGUAGCGCUUAG